Molecule: messenger RNA, 1542 nt
Organism: Aspergillus puulaauensis
Lineage: Eukaryota; Fungi; Ascomycota; Eurotiomycetes; Eurotiales; Aspergillaceae
Exons: 3
Coding region: 1-1542 (513 amino acids)
Source: RefSeq, a predicted model, not a curated record
AUGCGCCCCAGCCAGCCGUCCAGGAAGCCGCGAAGCCGCGCCAAAAACGGGCCUGCGUUCGUGUUUGUUGAUGCGCCGAAUAACCGCUCGGGAAAACCGCACGAUGAGGCUUCCAGAGCCCAAAUCAGACGGCAGGCUGCGCGGUCGGGGCGGAAGAGUCAGCGUGUACAAUCCUUGGACGGUGAAGAUGGUAGCUGUAGCCCCGAAGAGCUGGAGCUGCAGUCAGAGCCGGGUUUGCUUCAGCUUGUGCAAGUCCAAGGCGGGCCCAUGCUCACAAUGCAGCCCUCAUUCUCCGGCUACGAGGCAUUGCGGGUAAGGUACAACUUCGACAUCACGUACCUGACCAGUUUCACGGACGUGGACCUGGGAAAAACCGCAUCGCUGUUCCUGCACGAACAUGAAAACGGACGGGCGGCGCACCUCACCCGCCUCCUGCAGCGGCAGUCGUCCUCGUCGUUCCUGAGCUACCUUCCCAGUCGCUACGGGGCGAGUGCGGUACUUGACGACGCCAUGCACUGUCUUGCCGCGCGAGCAGGUCAAAUCUUCGGCUUCGGCGUCAGCGCCGGCACGAUUUCCGCGCUGUAUGCUCGGGCAUUGAAGAGCUUGCAGGGUGCGCUGACGGAUAACGGACUGUGUUUGGGGGCUGAUGUUUACUGUGCGACGCGGCUACUAACGCUAUAUGAGUUGAUCGGUCUCCCUGGAGCAAACCACUGGGUUCUGCAUAAUCGGGGCGGGAUUAAGCUGGUUGAGCUGCGAGGACCGGAUAACCAUACGACCAGGUUUGACUGGAUGCUAUUAAAGAGCCAGGGGCCUUCCAUUCUAGUAGACGAGCUAUACAGAAGAAAGACUUCAAUCUUCGAAGCGCCCGCCUGGCAACACCUUUUCAACUAUGCAUCCCGCAGCGAACCGGACCCAGAUAUGAGUCUCUGGUGGGAAAUCUUCAGCAGCAUCAGUUUCGUCACAGGAAUCAUGAAAAACAUGUCCGACCUCUUCCAGCAUCCGCUCCUGGAUGGCAUGUCGUAUACACAAGCACACCAGAAGCUGAAGACCGACACACUGGACCGCGCUCAGUCCAUACACCGCAGGCUCCACGAGAUCCGCGCACGGUCCCAGGAAGCAGGAUCACCAUCCCUAUCUGACCUCCCCCUCACGCCCGAAUCCCCAGACCGCAUCCGACUGCGCGGGUUCUUCCUCUACAGUCUGAUGCAAAUCUGCCGCGCUCUGGCAACAAUAUCAAAGACGGGUACGUCGCGCGCAACAGCAGAAGAAGAAGCGCAGGCUCUCGCAGCGCAGGCACUCCUUAUCCAGUAUGCGACGACAGAUCUGGAUCCGGCCAUGUCGUGGCACUUUGGGCAGAGGAAUGCGCUGGCGGAGUCGAUUGUUGGUAGCCGGGCAGAGUGGAUUUCGGAGGCGGAUUUUGGGAGUUUAAAGGGGGAUUAUUAUGACGAGGAAAGAGAGCGAGAAAGGUUCCUUGGGGCACGCUGGUUGGUCUGGUAUGAGUCGUGGAUGAAUCAGUACCUUUCUGUAGCGUUGGAGUCGUAG